Ceratotherium simum simum (southern white rhinoceros) is the source of this 2767-nucleotide messenger RNA. It is a transcript of the gene SELENOI, whose product is annotated as selenoprotein I. Gene Ontology annotation, biological process: phosphatidylethanolamine biosynthetic process. Gene Ontology annotation, cellular component: endoplasmic reticulum membrane; Golgi apparatus. Gene Ontology annotation, molecular function: ethanolaminephosphotransferase activity. The record is from RefSeq and is a predicted model, not a curated record. Lineage: Eukaryota; Metazoa; Chordata; Mammalia; Perissodactyla; Rhinocerotidae.
UGGUGGGCGGAGCGCGGCUCUUCCACCGCCUUUGCCAGCCCGGGUUCUCCCAUCCUUAGUUAGCCGGUGUGGUGCUCGUGCUUCUCAGCGUCGUUGCGGAGAGUCGCUGCCGAGUGGGCGCUGGGUGUCCGCGUCGUCAUGGCUGGUUACGAAUACGUGAGCCCGGAGCAGCUGGCUGGCUUUGAUAAGUACAAGUACAGUGCUCUGGACACCAAUCCACUCUCUCUGUAUAUCAUGCAUCCAUUUUGGAACACCGUAGUAAAGGUAUUUCCUACUUGGCUGGCUCCAAAUCUGAUCACCUUUUCUGGCUUUCUGCUGGUUGUAUUUAAUUUCCUACUUAUGGCACACUUUGAUCCUGACUUUUAUGCUUCAGCACCGGGUCACAAGCACGUACCUGAUUGGGUUUGGAUUGUAGUAGGCAUCCUCAACUUCAUAGCCUACACUCUAGAUGGUGUGGAUGGAAAGCAAGCCCGUAGAACCAAUUCCAGCACCCCUUUAGGGGAGCUUUUUGACCAUGGCCUGGAUAGUUGGUCAUGUGUUUACUUUGUUGUCACUGUGUAUUCCAUCUUUGGACGAGGACCAUCUGGUGUCAGUGUGUUUGUUCUUUAUCUCCUGCUAUGGGUAGUUUUGUUUUCUUUCAUCCUGUCUCACUGGGAAAAGUAUAACACAGGGAUUCUUUUCCUGCCAUGGGGAUAUGACAUUAGCCAGGUGACUAUUUCUUUUGUCUACAUAGUGACUGCGAUUGUGGGAGUUGAGGCCUGGUAUGAACCUUUCCUGUUUAAUUUCUUAUAUAGAGACCUAUUCACUGCAAUGAUUAUUGGUUGUGCAUUAUGUGUGACUCUUCCAAUGAGUUUAUUAAACUUUUUCAGAAGCUAUAAAAAUAACACCUUGAAACACACUUCAGUCUAUGAAGCUAUGGUUCCCUUCUUUUCUCCAUGUUUGCUAUUCAUUUUGUCUACAGUAUGGAUCCUCCAGUCACCUUCAGCUAUUUUAGAGAUACAUCCUAGAGUAUUCUACUUUAUGGUUGGAACAGCCUUUGCCAAUAUCACAUGUCAGCUGAUUGUUUGUCAAAUGAGCAGUACUCGGUGCCCAACUUUGAAUUGGCUGCUGGUUCCUCUCUUCUUGGUUGUCGUGGUGGUAAACUUAGGAGUAGCCUCUUACACUGAGACCCUUCUCCUGUAUACAUUAACAACUGCUUUCACUCUGGCCCACAUCCAUUAUGGAGUCCGAGUGGUAAAGCAGCUGAGCGGCCAUUUUCAGAUUUACCCCUUCUCAUUGAGGAAACCAAACUCGGAUUGACUAGGAAUGGAAGAAAGGAAGAUUGGCUUGUAAUCUACAGAAAGAAGUACUGUAAAUAAGAUGCUUGUAAAUAUUUCAUCCAUCACCAUUGAACUAAACUGAUCUGCUUAACAGACAUGGGAACUUGGUGUGUGUGGUACUUGGACAGCAGGAAUGAUACGUAUGAUCUGAAUUUGUGGAAUUUUGGACCUACUAACUCCCAGCUUAUUUUAUUUUAUUUUCAUAAAACCGGGUAACAUUUUGGUUAAGCAUAAUGUACGUUAGACCAGCAAAAUGUUCCUAGUGAUUUUAGCUUCAUGAGUCGAGAAUGUUUUGGUUUAUACAGAGUUCAAGAAGCUAUGUUUUUAUGUUUAAAACCCCAAAAUUGGUUUAAGAGCACUGGUAACAUUCAGAAAACCAUAAUAUGUUUUCAUAUUUGAUAUUUAGUAGUAGGUCUUUAACUGUGGAAGCUAUCAGUAGCCCAAAUCUAAUAUAGGGAAAAGAUAAGAGCAAGUCACCGUCCGCAAGAGAUGCCAAAUGACUGCAGAACAAUACACAGUUGCCAAAUACUGGUUUCUCUUUCCCCUGGAAAUGCCUUUUGUCCUCACAUGCUAAGAGAGCUAAUAUAUAUAUUUAGAUUCUCUAGUAUUCCGGCUCUCUUUGUUAUGGAACAGAUCUUGAUGAAUGGUUUAAUUUUUUUUUAAGAAAAAUACUCUGUUGAGACUUAGUAUGAUUGUAAUUGUAGCUCCACCCAUUGGCAUGGUUCAUUGUUGAAAUGUGGCGUUUUUUUCUCUCAGCUACAAGUUGCUGAGAUUUGGUGCCUGUGAACUAUGAUUAUAUGAAUGCAUGUGACAGUCCCAGUCUUAGGAUAAUUACUUGUGAGGAAUGCAGAUAAACUUCCUUAUAAGAGAAAUUUACUUUGGAGUUAGAAAUCUUAUGAACCUCACUAUGAAAUUACUACUGUGAACCUCAUUACGAAAUUAGUUUUCUGAUUCAAUUUGUUCUUCCUUCCUUCCUUCUUCCUCUCUUUUUCCCUCUCUCUCUUUUUUUGGAGAAGACAGUGCUGUGUUUUUUAUUUCAUACAGGAUAAAGAAGUAGGGAGAAAUUCUCUCUCACCCAGCUUGCCCACUUUCCCACUUGAAGAAAAUGUUUGAUAUAUAUGCCUUACUGAGUACAUACACCCUUUAAUAUGACUUGGAGUAACUUUUGAGGUUUGCUGACAAACAUAAAAAUCCCUUUCAUUUUAAUGUGGUUGUUUUAUAGAUGACACCUUUUCACAAAUGUGGAUAUUUUCUUCUUUUUCUUUUUGACUUUGUCUCCCUUUAGUUUGGUGGUGGUGAAAUUUACUUGCUGAUUUUCUUUUAUUUUUCACAGAAUGAAGUUUGUGCUCGAAUGAAGAGUGUAUCUUAAACCCUUUUUUUUGGAUAGAUUGCACUUGGAUAAAAUAGGCACCACUGUGUUGAUAUGCAAUUAAAUUCAUAACCAUUAU